UAAAAGCCCCCCUUCAUCUCAAAUCUUCAGCCUCUGCAAACCACAACCUUCACCCUCUUGGAGUCUCUGCAAGUCUGCAACAGAGUGAGCUUAGUGGUGUAGAGACUAGCGAAAUCAUGCUCGAAGACUUACUUCCAUCGAUCUGGGCUUCUGUGUAUGGUUGGUUUACCCCAACUGUGCUUUUCGUUCUUUUGAAUCUGAUGAUCGGUACCAUCUUCUUCACUUCAGGUUUUGGAACCCAGAAAAAUCAAGCUAUGGAAGGGAAACAACCCCCGUUAACUCGAGCUCCUUCCGUUCUGGAGCGACUCAAAUCCAUCAAUCUCUACCGCUACAGAUCCGGAGAGAUAAACCCAUUUCCCUCCGUCACAACCACCGUACAGCCGGCGGAGCCGUUGACCUAUCAAACGAUGGAGCAAGAGCAACCAGGCCAUGAGGAGGAGGAGGAGACCCUAGAUCACCACCUAGAACAUGGAGAUGAAAAGCAGGUUGACGACCAUCACGUCAAAAGGUCGAUGUCGGACACGAAACCGGCCUCCGGCGACAUUCCGGUGAAGCUGCCUCAGAAGAUGAAGAAGUCGGCGAGUUCGAAAUCGGCUUUUGGUCAUUUCGAAGAAGAGGAGAUUGUCGAUCGUCGUAGACCGUCGACUGUGAAGGAAAGGAAGAGCAGAGCAAAUGAAUUACAACACUUUGGAGAGGACGAUGAGGUAGAUGCGAAGGCAGAUGACUUCAUCAACAGGUUCAAGCAACAGUUGAAAUUGCAGAGGCUUGACUCGAUUAUCCGAUACAAGGAAAUGCUUACCAGAGGAGCCAAGUGAUGAUAAGUGAAGUAGUAGCAAACCCUUUUUUUAGUUUUUCUUCAUGUUUACCUUUUUCAGAAUCUUAGGAGUUGAUUCCAAGUUCCAAACUUCUUUAUUUAGGGUAUAAUUGAUGCUUGUAGAUCUAAAUCCAUCUUCGACUCAGUGUUUUAUACAUAUGCCCGCUUAUUAAAUUCCGUAAUUUUUUUGUUUCCA
This is a messenger RNA of Macadamia integrifolia, 1010 nucleotides long. Its product is annotated as pathogen-associated molecular patterns-induced protein A70-like. Bases 117 to 815 code for a protein of 232 amino acids. The transcript has a single exon. The record is from RefSeq and is a predicted model, not a curated record. NCBI's taxonomy places the organism in Eukaryota, Viridiplantae, Streptophyta, Magnoliopsida, Proteales, Proteaceae.